AGAGAUCACGCCACAGCCAGGCUGAAAUGCCCUGCGGUCCCUCCACGCGCCCGUUCGAGGCCAGCCCAGCUGCACUGACCGGAACGUCAAGGUACCAUCCCUCGUCUCUCACACACCCCACCAUCACCCUCCCGUUAUGGGACUCAAGCGCUCACGCUCGGACUCGCUGCCGUCCUCAGACCUCCCCGCAACACCCUCCUCGCGCGCCCACUCUGUAGAAGCCAAGCUCGUGCACCUCGAUCGCGACGCAGCGAGCGCCGUGUCUGACCACCCCGCCGUCAUGAAGUGCUCGCUGCCGCCCCACGGGCCUCUCUCCUUCGCCUCCUUCGAGGCUUAUGACGUGCACUACCAGCAGGCGCAUAUGAAUCGCUGCUCAGAUUGCCAGCGGAACUUCCCGGACGCCCACUUCUUGGGUCUGCACAUUGCUGAGAACCACGAUCCCAUCAGUGCGGCGAGGCGGGACCGCGGGGAGAAGACGUAUGCCUGCCUCGUUCCUGACUGCGAUCGCCUCUGCUCAACGCCACACAAGCGGCGCCUGCACUGUAUAGACAAGCACCAAUUUCCAAGGGAGUACGACUUCUUCGUUGUGAAUGAUGGCAUCGACCGCCGUAACUCCAUGCUUAGGCCGCCCCAUCGCAGGCGCUCGAGCACAAUGAAUUCGACCACGUCUACCACCAGCAGGAGACGGGCCAGUGAAGCUAACGGCGAAGCUGUGGAACUUGUCAAAGACGAGGACGUCAGGGACAACGACGAAGAGGAAGACAAGGAGACAGAAGCCAAAGAUAGUCCAAGGGCGCCGGUGAAGCUACGGGGAAGAGGAGGAUUCACCCACCCAAGGGGAAGCCGUGAUUCAGGUCGCGGUCGCGGUCGCGGAAGUGGAGAGUCAUCAACAGCUCAGACAUCCACUCAGACAGCAAUGGACGGGCUUGCGUCCAGCAUGUCUGCACUACAAUUUGUGCCUCACAGCCUGUAUUCGCGAGGGAGAGGGAGAGGCCGUGGAGGUUGACGUAUUGCUCUAUAGAUUCUGCAAGUGCUGUCGAAGACGAAUGACGUAAACAAGUAUUCGAAAAUUAAUCCU
This is a messenger RNA of Paraphaeosphaeria sporulosa, 1078 nucleotides long. RefSeq lists its product as uncharacterized. The transcript is spliced from 2 exons. The record is from RefSeq and is a predicted model, not a curated record. The coding region runs from base 137 to 1006 and encodes 289 amino acids. Lineage: Eukaryota; Fungi; Ascomycota; Dothideomycetes; Pleosporales; Didymosphaeriaceae.